GUACAUGCCCAAUUUCCUUGCACUGAAUACAGCAAUUGUGCAAACGGUUUUUUGAGUUCAACUCGCCAGGAAUUCAAUUCAAUCCAAUGAUGCACACAUUCGAGAACACCUUCAUCCGUGGACCAUCGCCGUCAUAUUCCGACGACGCCAACUCGGAGAACGCGCUCUCUGUGACGCUGCCCAUUGGAGGAGUUGUGCCGGACUUGGACUUUUGUCGCGACGACUCGAAAACGGAUACGGGCGAUUACUUCGAUGAGAAGUACAACAGCGACAGCUGCUCCCGCCUGCAUCCGGGUCACCAGGGACGCAACACGUUCGCCUUCUGGACCAUUGUGGUGUUGCUGCUGGUGCUGACCGUUGGCAAUCUUCUGCUGACGCUCACCAUUGUGGGUGUGCUUCGCCUGGGCAAAGGUGUCCAGGGCAUGGAGGUGAUACCCGAGGUGGAUUUGGUGAAGUUCUACGGUACCACGGACUUGGAGCGCGUGCAGACGAACUCGAUUGGCCAGAUACACGGCUUCUCGGAUGUCCCGGUGACCAUCAGCAGUGAUGCUGGUGACGGCGAGGGCGGCGUCCAUGUGCGCGUCUUCCGCAAUGGCAAUGGAGCAGCCAGCGAACGCGAUAGGAUCGUCCUGAACAGGGAGGGUAUCCUCGUGCAGGCCACGAACUUGUUCGAGGUCAAGGACCCCGUCGACAAGCAGCCGAUUUUCACCACCCAUCGUCCGCAGUAUAACAUUCCGGGCGGAGUGGAGGCGCUGCAGGCCAAAGUGGUUAGUGCCAGCGGCAUCGUCAGUCCCAUCGACGAGUCCCUGGUGCUGGAGAGCGACGGACGCAUGGCCAUCAGGGGAUCCGAGGGCGUCUACUUCGACGGAGCCAGCGUUGACAUGCAGGCCGAGCACCACAUUCUCAUCAACUCCACGCAGGGCGCCACCAUCCUGGAGGCAGGCACGGGUAUCUUUCUGGACAUGGACCGCAUUCCCAUCGUCAGCUCCGAGCUGGGUCUCCGCACGGGCAGUGUGCAGUACAAGAUUUGCGUGUGCAUGCCGCAUGGAACGCUCUUCCGGAUCGCCAUACCCAGGGUACACAACGGACCCAAGAUCACAUGCGCCCACUUCAGCGGCAAGGACGAUCCCUGCGAGAUCAACUAAGUGCGUUUGGAAAUAAAGUGCAGCGUUACGAUUAUCGUAUCCCUAAAAC
Messenger RNA from Drosophila melanogaster (fruit fly), 1194 nucleotides. It is a transcript of the gene Scgbeta, whose product is annotated as sarcoglycan beta. Lineage: Eukaryota; Metazoa; Arthropoda; Insecta; Diptera; Drosophilidae. The transcript has a single exon. The record is from RefSeq and is marked reviewed. Gene Ontology annotation, cellular component: sarcolemma; sarcoglycan complex; plasma membrane. Gene Ontology annotation, biological process: muscle organ development. Bases 87 to 1145 code for a protein of 352 amino acids.